Molecule: messenger RNA, 4327 nt
Organism: Hyla sarda
Lineage: Eukaryota; Metazoa; Chordata; Amphibia; Anura; Hylidae
Gene: FAM184A
Product: family with sequence similarity 184 member A
Exons: 21
Coding region: 236-3718 (1160 amino acids)
Source: RefSeq, a predicted model, not a curated record
CUGACAGUUGGGAUGAACCAAUCAGCUCAAGGCCAGCCCCUGCCCGGACUAGAAAAGAGAGGAGAUCCGUGUGACUUACAUGACAAAACCAGGCCUGAAGCCUAACAAUUCCGCCGCUUACUAACUGCUUUACCAGUGGUGCAGCUACAUAGUGGUCCAUGUAAUGGAGUCCCUACAUUAGAGUCCAUACACAUUGCUAUAAAGGGGGAGGUAAAAGGGAUUUGAAGACGUGAAGAUGGCGGCAGGGAUGAGCUGGCAUCAGCAACAGCAUUACUACGGUGGAGGGGCUUCUACCAGUACUGCCAAGUUUGUGCCCUCAUCUCCUGGUGUGAUGGCUCAUCAGGCUGGACUGAGUAUGGAGUAUACUGCAGAACUGCACCUUAAGAUGAGCAAGAAGAUUGCACAGCUGACUAAGGUCAUAUAUGCCUUAAAUACUAGGAAUGAUGAGCAUGAAUCAGGAGUACAAGCCAUUAAAGAAGCACAUGAAGAAGAAAUUCAGCAAAUCCUUGCUGAAACCAGGGAAAAGAUAUUACAAUAUAAAAAUAAAGUGUCAGAGGAAACUGAGCUGAAAAGAAAAAUCCAAGCACUUGAAGAAUCAAUAGAAGAACAUAAAAAAAUUAAACAUCAGGCACUUACUGAAUUUGAAGUUUACAAACAUCGAGUAGAAGAUAUGCAACUUUGUGCAGAGGCGCAACAUGUGCAGAGAGUUGUUACUAUGUCUCGAGAGGUAGAAGAAAUAAGGAAGAGAUUUGAGGAGAGGAUACGAAGUUUUAUGCAACUUCAGGUACAGUUUGAGAAGGACAAACGUGCUGCUCUUGAAGAAUUGAGAGCAAGUCAUAGGUUAGAAAUUCAAGAGCUCCUGAAAGUCCAACACAGUCAAAAUGCUACUUUAAACAAGGGCCAGGAAACACUUGAGGAAAUGCAUCGAUCACAAGUGGAGGAACUCAAUAAGAAGAUGGAGGACCUACGUCUGGAAAGGAAAAAGUUGGUAGAAGAUUAUGAAGGGAAAUUGAGUAAAGCUCAAGCUUUCUAUGAACAUGAGUUGGAAGCUUUAAAAAGGUCUCAGCAAUUUACUGCUGAGAGCUUGCAUGUCUGCAAGCAGAAGGAAGCAGAGCUAAAAAGAGAAUUUCAAACCCAAGAAGCUAUCUUACUGAAGAACCUUGGGAUCCUUAAAACUGAAUUUCAGGUUGUACAGGAAGAAGCAGGAACUCUCAAAGAAAAGUGCCAAAAACUGCAAGCUUCUCUUUCUACAGCAGAGAACAAUGUUCAGGUCCUUCAAAAACAGCUGGAAAAUGUGAAGCAGGAGGAGAUGUCCUUACUUAGCAAACAGAAAGACAUGGAAAGUGAGCUAGCAGCUGCUCGGGAACGUCUACAGCAGCAGGCUACAGAGCUUGUGCUAAAAGCCAGUCACAUUGGGAUGCUACAAGCUACUCAAAUGACACAGGAAGCUACCAUACAAGACCUGGAAUCUGAAAAGGCUAGGAUAAAGGAAAAAAUAUCCAGACUAGAAGAAGAGCGUGCUAUACUGCAAAGUAAAAAUCAAAAUCUUGAUGAACGCCAAAGGCAGCAAAUACUUGCACUGGAAAAGAAGAUCAAUGAAGCAAAACAGACCCAACGUGAAUGUUAUGAGAAAGAGCUGAUUAACCUGCGCAUCAAAUUUGAGGAGGAGACUGUACAGCUAAAAGAGGCACAUGCAAAGACGUUAGAGGAGAUGUCAUGGAAACAUCAAGCUGUGCUUGAGGCUGCACAAACCUCUACAAAUAAGGAGAAGAAAAAGCUACAGAUGGAACUUCAACAGCAAUAUGAAAAGGAGAAACAGUGUUUGGAAGAGGAUAAAAAUCAAUUGAGACAACAACUUGAAAGCUUAAAGGAAGAAUUGACAAACAAGCUGACAACCGCCAAUCAGGAGAUUUGCCGCCUUCAAGACUUGGUAAAAAAAAGUGAGCAAGGACUUGGGUCAGCAGAGUGUCACAUCACAAGUCUUAAGGAUGCCCAAGACAGGCUUCAGAAUGAGUUGGACGUAACAAGAGAGCGACUUAGGGAGACAAGUGAUUCAUUGUUUGCUGUUCAGGGUGAGCUAGAAAAAGAGAGACAUCAACAUGAAACUGUAAUUUGUACCAUGCGAGAAGAGGAAAGAUUGAAAAUUGAAAAAGUUGCUCGUGAUCUAGAACUAAAAUGGACUGAAUCCCUCAGGCAAGAAUGUAGCAAGUUACGGGAAGAGCUGAGGGUGCAGCAUGAGGAGGACAAGAAGUCUGCUAUGUCCCAACUACUGCAGCUUAAGGAGCGGGAAAUACAUACUGCUAAGGACACCUGGCAAAAGAAAGUGGAGGAUCUUCUCGACCAGCGGCACUCUCUGGGUGAAGCUUUACAUAAAUCCAUCAGUAAUAUCUCCUUGCUCAAACAGAACCUUGAGAUGCAGCUGUGCCAGUCCCAGAAUGCUUUGCAGCAGCUGCAGUCACAGUUCGGUCAAGAGCGACAGCGUCUAACCCGAGAGCUUCAGGAGUUGGAGGAGGAGCAUCAGCAGAGACAGAAGUCACUACAGGAAGCCCACAUGAUAGCAUUCCAAAGUAUGGAGGAUGCGAAGGAUCAAGAACAAAAAGAUCUGGAAGAUCGUUUACAUCAAAAAUACUCAGAGGAACUCCAGUCUUUAAAAGAUGCUCACAAACAGGUCAUGGACAUGCUGCGGCUGGAGAUGGAACAGGAGCUUCAAACCCUUCGAUUUGAAUUGGAAGAUGAGGGCAAGGCCAUGCUAGCAUCCUUGCGCUCUGAGCUCAAUCACCAGCAUGCUGCGGCCAUUGACCAGUUGAGGAAUCAUCACCAGCAGGAAAUGGAAGCUGCCGCCACAGAACUUGAGAGGCAUAAAGAAUUCAGCAGACAUCAGGAAUCUGAGUAUUUUGGACGAAAAACGGAACUUGAGAAACAGCUCAAGCAUCAAGAGCAACAUGUGUCUAAUCUAAAUAAGGAGCUGCUGAUACUACAUGAGAGCAUCAACACUCUGACUAAAGAGCUGGAGUUUAAAGGAAAAGAGAUCCUUCGAAUACGCAGUGAAGCCAAUCAGCAGAUUAGGAUACAUGAGCAAGACUCAAAAAAGAAACACGAGGAAGACAUCAGUGACUUAACAGCAGCCCACUUGAGAGAGAAGCAAGUUUUAAUGGCUGAAUUUGCAAAAACACAGGCAAUGCUCGUGGAAAAAAAUUCUGCAUUGCAAGUUUCGUUAUCAGAAAUGGAGGAAAAGUAUCAGAACAGAGAGUCAAGACCAGAGGACCUGCAGGUCAUCUCUGAAUUAAAGGAUAUGGUUGCAGAACGAGAUCAGCUUAUCAAGAAACUGAUUGAAGACAAGAAGUUCUACCAACUGGAACUAGUGAACCGAGAGACCAACUUCAACAAAGUAUUUAAUGCAAGUCCUAAUGUUGGUGUUAUCAAUCCUCUAGUAAAGCAAAAGAAGAAGAAUGAUAAGUCCUCAAACAGGUUUGUGAGUUCCCCUAACCUAAGUGCUGUGGAGAUUAGUGGAAUGGGAAAUGGACAUCCAACCCGCCUGGACCCCAUUCCAAAUUCACCCAUCCAUGAUAUUGAAUUCAACAGCAGCAAGCCUCUCCCACAGCCUGUACCACCCAAAGAGGCCAAGACCUUUUUGAGCCCUCCCCAGACUGAGACUUCACCAGUGGCAUCACCAGAUCCACAACGCCAGGAAUGGUUUGCCCGGUACUUCACUUUCUAAGAGACUGUAUUUGAUAAUGUCUCUCUAUUGUGGCACAGCUUUGAUGUGGACUCUUUGUACAAGCAUGACCUUAACAAACCCUUAUGUGACCAAGCUUUGCCGUAACUACUGUUUGUCGAACACUGUGAACGAGAGUGUCUCCAGUUGGAAAUGCACUGUUUAAUAACACUCUGUAUUUGUUUUCCUUUCAGUAAAAACCUUCUUUACAUUUUACAGAUGAGAAAAAUAUGAAUUUUGUAGAAUAACUGUGCUACCUCCUUGCCCCAUUUAUUCCUUUUUUUAUUUAUUCUCUGCUAAGCAUAUUACUUCAGUGCUGGAAUAAUCCACACCACAUUGCUCUGCACUAAUGUUAUUGAGAUGCCUUCUCAGUAGAUUCAGCCACAAGGCUAACAUGUCGAGAAAAGACCAUUCUAGUUUCUGUUAGAUCAUGUUUAAUAGUUUGACACCAGAAAUAACAAUGUGCCUGGAGUCAGAUUCUCAGCUUCUGAUUGGUAUGUAUAUACUAUGUAUGGCUAUUGUAUUCCUAUUGUAACAACAUCAAACCCUAAGUCCCAGUGUGUUAUUUCCUAUGGAAGUCACUUUUAUUAUACAUAUAUAAAAAGAUAUUUU